Messenger RNA from Hemiscyllium ocellatum (epaulette shark), 2013 nucleotides. RefSeq names its product chromobox protein homolog 3-like. Bases 346 to 933 code for a protein of 195 amino acids. Gene Ontology annotation, biological process: chromatin organization; negative regulation of transcription by RNA polymerase II. Gene Ontology annotation, cellular component: nucleus; pericentric heterochromatin. NCBI's taxonomy places the organism in Eukaryota, Metazoa, Chordata, Chondrichthyes, Orectolobiformes, Hemiscylliidae. The record is from RefSeq and is a predicted model, not a curated record. Gene Ontology annotation, molecular function: chromatin binding. The transcript is spliced from 6 exons.
CCGAUUAGUGCUUCACUGUUUUACUCCCAUCCGGUGACUCCUCCUGAGCGCGGAGUGUGGGCCUGGCAGCUCUGCAGAGCAGCCCGAGAUUAAUUACCCAACAAGCUGAUUUUUAAAAAAAAAUAUAUAAAACUUCCAUCUCAAUCGAGUGGAGCACACCAAGAGUGUGUAGGCCGCAAACUCGCGGCCAGUGUCUGGAGCUAACGGAAGUUCAUUUAAUAAUUAGGGGAGGCCGUGGUUCAUUUGUUUUGGUCGUGGAGUCAAGGUUUCUCGGACUUGUGAACUCUCUGCGUGUUCUUUUGGCUUGGGGGAAGGGGGCUUGUGUAGGCGGAUACAAAGUAGAAGAUGACCACGGUUGAAGAUUCCUUUUUUUCUCCUAUUAGCCUUGUUUCUACUACCAAAAUGGGAAAGAAGCAAGGUAGCAAGACAAAAAAAUCAGAAGAUGUUCAACCUGAAGAAUAUAUUGUCGAAAGAGUGUUAGACAGACGGGUUGUACAAGGAAGGGUUGAAUACCUUUUGAAAUGGAAAGGUUUUACAGAUGCUGACAAUACGUGGGAGCCGGAGGACAAUUUGGAUUGCCCAGAGUUGAUUCAGGAGUUUCUGGAUUCCCAAAAGGCUACCAAGGAGCGUACCGAUGGAUUCAAAAGAAAAUCUGUCUCUGAAAAUGAGGGUGAAGAAAACAAGUCAAAAAAGAAAAAGGAUCCAAAUGACAACCAACCAAGAGGUUUUGCACGGGGAUUAGAACCAGAACGUAUCAUUGGUGCAACUGAUUCGAGCGGAGAAUUGAUGUUUCUAAUGAAAUGGAAGGAUUCAGAUGAUGCAGACCUGGUUCCAUCCAAGGAAGCUAAUGUUAAAUGUCCGCAGGUUGUGAUUGCGUUCUAUGAGGAGAGACUGACAUGGCAUUCCUAUUCCACGGAUGAUGAUGAAAAUUAACUCUGUGUGCAUUAAAUUUAAAGGAAGUUCUGGCAAGGUUUUGCGUAUUCAUGUUCAGAAGUACUGUUAUUGUCAAAUUUAAAAAUCUGCACCCGAAAUAUCAAGUUCACCAUCUGUUUAAUGCCCUUUGACUGCAAGGUGAAUUUCAGCUGGCUGGUUUAUGCAUUGAGAACAUUUGUUACAUUUACUUGGGAUAUAUUGAUUAAAUGCAUAAAUAUCAAAUGUAUUUUUGGUCCUUUUAUUGACAGUAAUAAGGUUACCUUGACUGUUUUGCCAGAAAAAUUGUGCACGUUAAUGGACAGCUUGUUUGCGAUCUGUCUUUCAAAUCCACGAUUAAAUUGCAGUCACCCCAAUUUGAAUCGCUUUGAUAUGAACCUGUUUGCUUAUAUUGUUGACAUUUAAGAAAGCUGAACUGCAAGUGGACACAUGACACAUUAAGACUACAUCUGGACAAAUGAUCAGUCAGUUUCCAACUUGCAGAAUAUUUGGCUUAGCAACAUAUUAUGGCUAUUUUAAUUAUUUUAAUUAUAUCCUAUUUCUAAUGUUACUGUAAUGUUUUGUUGGCAGUUUAUGGAAAUGUGGUUUCAAAGUAUCAUUAGCCAUGUACUAUUGCUCUGGAGUUACUAUUAACUCAGGUUUUUUUGAAUGGAUUAAACAACCAAGAAACUGAUCAGGCACUUCAUAUUCAAUAAAUUUGCUGUUGAAAUGCUGAAUUGAAACUUAGGUACUUGAUCAAGUUGCUAAGUGCCAUUUGACAGUCACUUGUGUAUUACAGCCUGUAACUAUUGUGAAGUUGACUCUGUUCAAGCUUAUAAAUGAUAUGAUCAUGAAGUAGCUAAUCAGUCAAAACAAUUCUGCUCGAAUAUUGAGCUAAUGCAGCAGUUUGUUCUCCAAUGUGACCAGUUCUGCAAUACAUAAGUUGGUUUUGAAAUCUGAGUUAUUUUAUUUAUAAAUUUAGACUUAAGCAAUGUUUUUGUUGAAUCCUUGUACUGCCCAGUUUCUUCUGUAAUGUUUUCACUUUCUUGUUGACUGCUGAGGGAAAAUGUUUAAUAAAACUAUUUUUGUCUUUUUGAGUAUAAA